Molecule: messenger RNA, 5058 nt
Organism: Dalotia coriaria
Lineage: Eukaryota; Metazoa; Arthropoda; Insecta; Coleoptera; Staphylinidae
Product: receptor-type tyrosine-protein phosphatase eta-like
Exons: 8
Coding region: 1096-4884 (1262 amino acids)
Biological process (GO): protein dephosphorylation
Molecular function (GO): protein binding; protein tyrosine phosphatase activity
Source: RefSeq, a predicted model, not a curated record
AAAGAGACUUGUUCUUUCAUGCCGACUUGAGCUUGCUUUAGCUGUCGCAGUUGGAGUGGGUGAGAAGGGUCCUAAACCACUCGAGCAGGUAUAUUUCUCGAACCGAAAUAGCCCUCGCUGAUCUUCCUCUUUAGUACACUCUUCAGCGUCGCUUCAGGUCUCUUCUCUUCUACGCCUUCUGGUUUUCUUCUGCUCUUCCGCUACCAACAACACGCGAAAGUGUUGCGGUCACCAAAAUCACUCAAAUAAAAACUAUAAAUAUCAAUAAACACCCAAAAAACACAAAAAAGAUCUCUCGGUUAUGGUUUUCCGGUCGUGUCGUGCGCGUAUCCUGUCUGCAUGCUCGUCUCAAGUGAUAUUAUAUUAAAUAUCAUGUUAUCGUAAUGCAUAUUAAAUAAAAAAAACGAAACAUGCAUUAAAACACGCAUAACCGAUGCUGCUGCAGUGCAACUGGAAGUGGAAUUGUAAUAAAUUCAACGUUGAGCAUUCAACGUGUGUGUGCGCGCGCGACAACAACGAAGAGAUACGACACACAUGCAUGUGGAGAAUUUAAUCUGUAUGAAAAGUACGUAAAACAAAUGCUUCUAUUUAUAGCAAGCGUUCUGCACUCGGGGGAUAUCAACGCCGAUGUGUGUGCGGAGCACAUCACGCAUCGAACAAUUAAAAUUGUAAUAAAUGAUGAAGUGAUACGCGUUCAUGUGCGCGCAUGAUUCAGCCGUCGUUAAACACUCGGCGCGCACACACGCAGAACGCGCAAAAAAAACCGAAUAACUUGAAUAAACAAUAUUUGAAUACAUUGUGUGAACGGUUUAUCUCGCUCGUAAUCUUAUCUAAUCAGGCAGGAGUUAGUUUUGGUGUGUCGUCGUCGUGUAAUCCGGACACAACACGUUGACGAAUUAAUAUAUCGAGAAUCAAUCGAAAAAACAAUUUGAAAAGUUGAGAUUUCUAUGCAAAUUUCGCGUCGUGUCUGGAUGUAGUGUCGAGUGCUGGUGAUUGUGAUAUCAUAUCGCCGCAUCCUGUCGACUUCGUCGCGAUUUAAACAUAACAACAUUGUCAUUCGUGCAUUCAAAUGGGUUUUGGUUCAAAGACGAAACAAUGUUGACGCGGAUUAAAUUGUUUAUGCUUUUUGCAUGCGUCUUCAUGAUUCAAACGAGUUAUUCGCAGCAAACAAUUGAAUCGACUGAAGUUACUAAAAUUGCUGAAUCGAGCACAAUUACUACAACAACAGAAUGGGAAACAUCCGCAACUGAAAACACUACAAGUGAUGUUAAAACAACGGAUAGUGAUUCAGGAGAUAAAUCUACUUUAAACUCUUUUUCAUCAAAAGAUGGUUUAAAUUCAAGCCCUGUUGAUGAAGUUGAAGAUAAUAACUUGUCAGAAGAUGAAGAAAACAAUUAUAAGACUUCCUGUGACAAAUGCAAACAAAACCCUGAAAUUCUUGGAUUAAAACAUCAAAUUAUAAAUGACACAAUUAAAAUUCAAUGGGACCCAAUUGAAGAAACUGAAUUAAAUUGUCAGUACAAAUAUACAACAAAAAUUAACGAAUUUAAUGAUUAUCUUGACUUCACACGUUUUGCAAACACAACUGGUGUUGAUAUACCUAUCAAAGAUCUCUGUGGUAUACACACAGUAAAUAUAUUAGCAAGCAAUAUCUGCGGUAAUGAAGUGAACCAAACCAUUUCCAUUGUUAUUCCAGCCAAGUCUUUUAAAAUUUCAAUGGAGAAAAUUAAUAGUAACAAGACACAGAUUAAAAUAACUACCAAUUGCAACAGCAACUCCAGUAGUUUGCAAAUAAGUUGUGACUCAGGUUAUAAUAAAACUUUUACUAAUGUACAAGACACUGAUGUUAAAACACUUGACGGAUUGAAAGCUUUUACAAACCACUCUUGCCGAGGAGAGUUGUUUAAAGACAAUAAUUCAGUGGGGAAUGCAAGUUUUACUUUUCAAACUGAACAAAGUGCACCAAGUAAAGUUAGAAAUAUUACAGUUUCUAAUAUAACGGAUUCGAGUUUUGAAAUAAAUUGGGAAAGUCCUAAAAAUGUUCGCGGUAUUCUCACAAAUUAUACUAUUACUUUGGAAGGUCGUCCAUUGUAUAAUCCACCAGUAUUUUGUCAAGAUCUUUAUAAAAAUAUCAAAAUUGGUCCUGUUUCUGUGAGCGCUGAUGUAAAAACUCAUGUUUUUCAAAAUUUGUCUGGAAAUUACGAGUUUAACAUUACUAUCAAAGCGAAAACAAGUAAAUUUGGUCCGUUGGAAUCAAUAACUACUAAAACAUCUACACCAUCUCCUGGGGAAGUUGAGAAUUUAAAUAAAUUCAUAGAUGCUUCAAAAAUAAAUCAACCAAAAGCCCAAAUAAGUUGGAGUUAUCCUUGUGCAACUUAUACAUCUGUGAAUAGAGUUGUAUUCAGCAUACAUAUUGCUGAAAAUUCAAAAACAACAGAAAGAAUCAAUGAAACCAUGAACAUUGAUAAUCCACAACAAAAUUUUACAAUAGAUCAGGAACUGAAGCCAUCUACCAAUUACACUAUAAUGGUUUACACAAUUAAUUUAGAUACAAGUCAAAUAAGCACAGCUAACAGUUUGCAAUUUGAAUCACCUGAAGGAGUGACUAGUCCGCCAUUAUUCUUAUCUUCUGAGAUUGACUCUUUUAUGAUUGACAUGUACUGGCAAAAACCUACAUAUGUUUUUGGAGAUUUGGUUUCUUAUAAAGUAAAUAUCACUUCCUUCGGUCCUCUGCACAAACUUGGCUGUGAUGAAGUCUAUUUAGACAAUACAUUACUGUUGGAAACAAAUAGCACCCACAUUAGUCAAAGUGUCAAACCAAAUCAUAAAUACUCUGUUGAAAUCACCACCAAUACCACUCGAAUGGUUGGAGAAACACUUAAAUAUGAAUUUAGUACAAAACCAUUCCAAAGUGAACCAGUUUUGAAUCUGAUAUGUAAUGCUACUGAAAAUUCAUCAAAUGGCUCAGCUGGUUUGAGAAUACAAUUUGAACCACCUUGUAAUACAAACGGUGUAUUUGAUUAUUAUAGCAUCACUGUCUUUGAUGAACAAGGUAGUAAAGUCUUCGAACAUCGAGAUAAUUCCACAUUUUUUGAAAUAUCAGACAUGAAAUACGAAUCAACCUACAGAGUAGAUGUAAAUGUUGUAACUAAAGGGGAUUUGAAAAGUAGAGACGAAUUUUGUGAUGUUAAAACGAAGUCGGAUAAACCAAAUCCACCAAACUUGAACAAAAGUGAAGUCAUUGCACAUAUCUAUGAUAAACAAGUUGAGGUCAUGUUGAGAGAUGAUUAUUUCGACAACAGUCAUGGUGAAGUAAAGUUCUUUGCAUUACUGGUUGGCUUAGCAACAAAGUGGGAGACAAAGAAUAAUUUAGAUAGUGGUUAUUGGGAUGGUAUCAAGUGGCCUAAUGAUGAGUUCUGGAAUGAAGAGGGUUUGCCUUAUCAAGCAACACCUGCAAAAUGGCAACCACUUAAAGGAACCAUUCAAAAAUUUAUUUUUAAACUUGGAACUCAAAAUUGUACUGGUAAAAAUAAUGAGUUCUGCAAUGGACCGCUAACACCCAACACCGAAUAUGUCUUAGCCAUCCGUGGAUAUACCACCAAUGGGUAUCAAAUUAGUAAUAAGCUACGAUUUGUCACCCAAGACUUGGAAAAAACUCAGAAUGUUGUUAUGAUUAUUGGUAUAGUAGCAGGAGUGUUGCUAAUAAUAAUCAUAUCAAGUUUAGCCUGUGUUUAUUGGAAACGUAGACCUAACAAACCAAUAAGUCUUGAAGAAGCAAAUCAAAUAGUUCACAAUCAGGUAAUUGAGUUUAUUCCACCAUGUUCGGUGAAAAUUGAGGAAUUCCCUGCUUAUUACAAUGAAAGAAAGUUUAAAUUAAAUGAAGAAUAUGAAAGUCUUCAAAAUAUCGGUGGAGACUAUGAAAGGACUAUUGGAUCACAAGCAGAAAAUCGAAAAAAGAAUCGAUACAUUAAUAUUUUACCUUACAAUUCUUCGAGAGUAUGUUUAGAAGGCUGUGAAAGUGAUUACAUUAACGCAUCCUACAUCAAAGGAUAUUCUGGUGAAGUGGAAUAUAUUGCAACACAAGGACCUUUAGAGUCUACAGUUGCGGAUUUUUGGAUGAUGGUAGUAAAUGAAAACUGCAGUGUGGUCGCGAUGGUUGCCCAAUUCGAAGAGCAGAAAAAGAUUAAAUGUCAUCGAUAUUUUCCAGAUUGUAGAGAACAAAUGGAGCUUUAUUUAGAUGAUGGUGGGGAAAUGAUGGUGAGAUGUUCCUAUGCCUUAAACUUUGAUUACUACAUUGAAAGGCAAAUCAUUGUGCAAGUUAAUAAGAAACAAGUUGCUGUUACACAUCUACAGUUCUUGAACUGGCCAGAUUUUGGCUGUCCAGAGGGAACAACAAAUAUGUUGCAGUUUACAAAGAGGUUACGAAGGCACAUGCAAGUAAAUAAUAGUAAAGCAGUGGUGCAUUGCAGUGCAGGUGUAGGAAGAACAGGAACACUUGUUGCUGUUGAUAUUCUUCUGCAAACUAUUCGUGAUGGAAAGGAUAUUGAUAUUUAUGGUACUGUAGUAGCUCUAAGGCAUCAACGGAUGAAGAUGGUACAAGCAGAAUCACAAUAUUUAUAUAUUUAUCAGUGUAUUUUGGAUGAAAUUUUACAACCUGUGGAAUUAACAGAAAUAAAACCAUUAGAUCCAAUCUAUGAAAACAUGGAGAAUUUAAUAGAAAUGAAGGUGAUAUCUAAACAGAACAAUAAUUGUGACACACAAAUUGAAUUUUUUAACGAAGUGAAUCAAGCUACUGACGAGAAUGAAGGAAAAACUAAUAAAAGUUUGGAUGACGAACAAAAUAAAAUCAAUAAUGCCAAAUCUAUGAACAUAGAGGAUACGUGAUUACCGCAAUAUAAGGAGUUAUUAAAGUAUAAUUGACUGAUCUCUAGUCUAUAUGUAUUGUAAAUUUUUUGAAUUGGUGUUCUGUGAAUGUACAUAUGAAGAAAAUAGUUUCUUAAUGUUACAUAUGUUAAAAUAAAAUAAAUAAUUAUGCUGGACAACCAAACAUGCAACAAA